This is a messenger RNA of Drosophila serrata, 929 nucleotides long. Its product is annotated as 10 kDa heat shock protein, mitochondrial. Gene Ontology annotation, cellular component: mitochondrial matrix; mitochondrion. The record is from RefSeq and is a predicted model, not a curated record. Lineage: Eukaryota; Metazoa; Arthropoda; Insecta; Diptera; Drosophilidae. Gene Ontology annotation, molecular function: ATP binding; metal ion binding; protein folding chaperone.
UCCCUAACGAAUUCAGUCUACAUCUAAUAUACGAAGGGAAAGCAUCGACUGCCUCAUAAAAAACCCAAAAAAAAUUCUUUAAAAACCUGAAAAAAAAAAUUUGGCCAAGUUUUUUUUCUUAAGUUCUCCGUUCGGCGACAAACUUUGGCACUACCAAGAACUAAGCAAGACGAUGUCGAACGUGAUUAAGAAGGUGAUUCCGAUGCUGGACCGCAUCCUGAUCAAGCGCUUCGAGGUCAAGACCACCACAGCCGGCGGCAUCUUGCUGCCAGAGGAGUCUGUGCCCAAGGAGAUGCAGGGCGUUGUGGUGGCCGUCGGCCCAGGAGCUCGCAAUCCAGCCGGUGCUGGCCACCUGGCUGUGGGCGUGAAGGAGGGCGACCGUGUCCUGCUGCCCAAGUACGGUGGCACCAAGGUGGACAUGGACGACAAGAGCGAGUAUUUGCUGUUCCGCGAGGGUGAUAUCCUGGCUAAGCUGGAGUAAGGAUCCAUGCUAGUACACAGGACACUCUUAAGAUCACACUUAAGGCAGCACGUCCCCCACACACCCACCCACCCACCCACACACACACACACACACACACACAUACGUACUCACCCGCACACACGAUGGUCAACAUUACCAAGUUGGUCUUGCUGCAUCCUGGAGCCGCAGCAGACUUCUAUAUUUGCUCCAAUUGCGUUCGAAACUAAAUGAUUAUACUUACGUAACAAAUGAAAUGUUUUUUUGGUAGCUAAUUAACGACACUACCAAGCUACGCAUGCAUACACAUACAAUAAAUGCACAUGCACACGUACACAAUAAUGAAUUGUAAAUGCACCUGCAGAGGCCAACACAUGAUUUACGCUACAGCCACGCGACAGUCUAUCACACAGAAUUAAGAUUUAUUGUAAGGACAGCCAAUAAUAAAAGAAUGAGAAUUAAAAUUAAA